This is a messenger RNA of Pyricularia grisea, 2203 nucleotides long. RefSeq lists its product as uncharacterized. NCBI's taxonomy places the organism in Eukaryota, Fungi, Ascomycota, Sordariomycetes, Magnaporthales, Pyriculariaceae. The record is from RefSeq and is a predicted model, not a curated record. Bases 1 to 657 code for a protein of 218 amino acids. The transcript is spliced from 3 exons. Gene Ontology annotation, biological process: mitotic sister chromatid biorientation. Gene Ontology annotation, cellular component: mitotic spindle polar microtubule; mitotic spindle pole body; DASH complex.
AUGGCAACCCGCGACGAACGGCGCAGCGCAAGCCAGCAGCGGCAGCGCUCGACGUCACGGCCCCGCACCCCGCGCCCGACCACGCCGCUGCGGCCGUCGUCACGGUCCUCGUUUCGCGAGUCGGCGCGCGGCAGCGUACACGGCGAUGCCGCGUUCCCGCUCAACGCCUUUGAGCCGGCGUUUGCCGAGCUCUCGGACGCCAUGGCCGACCUCGAGGCCAACAUGAUGCACUUCCAGAUCAUGCACGAGAGUCUGUCGCGCUUCACCGAGAGCUUUGCGAGCUUUCUCUACGGUGUCAAUAUGAACGCCUUUUGCGUCGAGUUCCCAGAGGCCCCCGUACCCGAGUCCUUUACCCGGGCGAGGCAGAUGGAGGAGAAUCAGCCUGCUAUGCAAGUUCCUGAAAAGUCUAGAGAAGCCGAUGCGGAUGCGACCUUUAUGACAACCGAUACGUCUUUCGUGGACAACCCACCAGCAUCGUCCAAGGCGGCCACACCCAAAAAGUUCUCAAGCACAAGGGGAACCUCACGUGGUCGCGGUACAGUCAACACCAGAGGUGCAAGUACGAGAGGUAGAGCAUCCUCGGGUAUUGCACGCGGUCCUACUCGAGGUGCGAGGCCUAGCGGGCUGCCUAGAGGCCGUGGAAUGCGCCCAGUAUAACUUCAAGAUGCCCACCGUUAUGCCUUACUCAGAUUAUAGUUUGCCUCUGGAGGCGGCAGAGAUCUCACCCUAGCCAAGCAUUUUGGCAGCAGAUCCACCCCUAGAGCCAUUAUCGCGUGAGCAAUCACAUGGCAGCCUAUGAUCUCAGCAUUCAAGUCCAUCAGUGCAAUUCUAAGCUGUGGUACCUAAAGUGUGCGCCCAACCGAAACGACAACCGACCUGAGCCCCUGGGAUUUCAAAGAUUAUUGAAAGCCCAAUACGAAAAGGCCCGGUCGAAGCGUGACUAUACAGCGGCAAGAUUAAAUUCAGCUAUCAAAUUGCAUAGUCACCAUUUCACCUUGGUUGCUGUUAAGAGCUCAGUAACCCGUGGCUGUUACAAUUACGCGGAGCCUUGAUGAAGAACUGUUCCACCACAUCCCAUAUCUGUUCUUAAACACAAGCAUUGUCUAAGACACAUACAUCAACACCAUCCCAGAAAUUUAUUGGCGCCAUUUUGACUACAUGCCAUGGCAAAAAAUCCCGAGGAUUGCUCCUCAUUUCCCUUCUGACGGGCUACACUCCAUCCCUAGCUUCUUGUACUGCAUCCCGGUCCAGCCUUCGGGGAAAUACAGGCACCAGAGCCCUUUUGCUUUUCCAUCCAUCGCGGCACACAAUGUGUUGUAACACUCUGCGGGUAUCUUGGUCUCAUCAUAAGGCGCGAGCUUGCUUUCUUCACAGGCCUUUGUUAUGGGAUACUUGGGCGAGACCGUUUCGUUGCGGCAGGGUAGACCUAAGCUUUCCCCGACAUAGUUGGGCUGGUCUGACUCGGCAUGGCAGUAUUGCUCGUCAUUGUAGCAGACGACGGACCCGUUGUGACCGCAGGUUGAUGGGAGGCAGGUUGCGGGCUGGAGGUCGGAGAGCUGGCUAUACUGGAUGGCCAGCGAGUUUGCAGCGCUUGCGGCGGCAAUCACCAAGAGAAAUGUUCGGGCAAACAUGUUGCGUGGAUAGGCUUGGGUGUUAUGGACUGUUGGACUUGGUUCAGGAAGAUGCGUUAUGAGACAUGCCACAAACUCAGCAACGGCGGAGAAUAGGGGACUUAAAUACUUUCCGCGACACGACGAAACCGAUAUGAAAGCCAACGCAGGGGGGAUGAUUUACACUUGCAGCUUUUGGUGGCCCAUAUCGCGAAGCCGCAUAGUUAAACCCAUCAACAGCGAGCAUACCAUCAGGCAGAGCACCAACAGCCCGGAAUCUUCGGUACCGCAGAGUUCGGUACGACCAACCGACAAACACAGGGCUAUGUUCGGUACGCCGAUGCGCGCGCAUGCUGACCGUGGAUUCGUAUAAGAAGCGAAGAAACAAAGGUAUUACUCGCAGAGGCCGGGAUUCGCCUCUCAGGAUCUUGCAUUGCAUAUUACCAGAAAGACAGUAAAGAUAAAAAAUCACCCGAUUAUGUCAAUGAUUGGUGUGACGGUAGCGGCACGGAUAGCCUAGGAGGGCUGUUUGAAUACGAUGCCCUCGCCGGAGCCAUGCUUACGUUGAGUACCACUGUUACGUGUCUUCGGCA